Molecule: messenger RNA, 4524 nt
Organism: Exophiala dermatitidis NIH/UT8656
Lineage: Eukaryota; Fungi; Ascomycota; Eurotiomycetes; Chaetothyriales; Herpotrichiellaceae
Exons: 2
Coding region: 425-4180 (1251 amino acids)
Biological process (GO): glycerophospholipid catabolic process
Molecular function (GO): protein binding; glycerophosphocholine phosphodiesterase activity
Source: RefSeq, a predicted model, not a curated record
CUCGUCUUUGUUCACACUUUUCAAGUUCUCGUCUGAUUGAUUGAUUGACUGACUGACUGAGAUUGCUGUCUCUUUCUCAUCCCUUGCCAGUUGCCGUGCUGUGGUCACUCACCCUCGGCACCUUCACUUUCAUUGUUCGACAAGCGAGCGGGUGACUGCGCCUGGUCCUCCCUCCCUUCACUCGACCACCACCACCACCAACCGCCUCGCACGUGCAACACCUGGUGUGAGCAUGGCCAUAUUAUUCUUCCGUUUCCAUCCCUUUGUUCCUGUGCUCCGCGUUCGAAUCAGAGCGGCCUGUCCUCAUUGAUCGAUUCCGAGUUGACCUAGCGGCCUUUUCUUCCUACGAAAUAGACCUCUUUCUGCCGGCCACCGGCAGCUGAGCUGUCCUGUCCCUUACCUCGGCGACCACUGCACACACACCAUGAAGUUUGGUCGCAAUCUCCCUCGAAACCAAGUCCCUGAAUGGGCAUCUGCGUACAUCAACUACAAGGCUUUAAAGAAGCUCAUUCGGGCGGCCGCCGAAGGCGCCAAGCAGGAUGGAGGUCUCGAUCUUGCUGGAUUCUUCUACACCUUGGACCGCAACCUCGAAGACGUGGAUCACUUCUAUAACAAGAAAUUCCAGGAUUUCUCCCGCCGUCUGAAACUCCUCGAAGACCGAUAUGGCACAACCCCCCAGGCUGCGGCCCACCUCGACCCCGACGAGCGCGAAGAUUUGUUGGCCGCCUUGCUGGAGUUACGAGGCCAGCUCCGGAAUCUACAAUGGUACGGUGAGGUGAACCGAAGAGGCUUCAUCAAAAUCACCAAAAAGCUGGACAAGAGAAUCCCUGUUGCCCAUGCUCAGAAAAGAUACCUUGAGCUGAAAGUCGAUCCCGCGGCUUUUGCCACGAACGCCCAGCUCUUUGCUUCCCUGAACAAGGUCAAUGACUGGAUUUCGGUGCUGGGCGAGUCGGCAGCAUCUACAAAUAAUGACGAUGUGGCUUCCAUCUCCUCAACUUCCUUAAAGCGGACGACGUCGCGGCCGUCGCUGAACAUCUCCCCUGAGCAGCUCGCCAAACUAGAAUCGGCCAUUCGGCAGGAUGACGCAGAUGGAUUGGACGAACUGGUGCAACUCUUCACCAAGUCGACAUCCGACGCGUCGGAACCUGCCAUCCAACAGUUCUUGAAGACCCUCCUGCAGAGAGCAAUCUCGAACCGGAGCAGGGCGUGUACGGCACGUCUACUGCGAGAUAUCGUUUUCCUGGACGACCCCGACGACAUCAACCGAAGGAAUUGUAUUCAUCGACUCAUUGUCUCCAUUGGCCGAAAACAAUCCAACCCUGACCCUGAACCACCCGCCGCCGAACCAUACCCUCUUCUCUUGUCUGAGCAUCACAAUUUCAUCACUCCGGCCGCACCGCCUUCUGUCCCAUUCAAGCGGUCGGUCGUGCAGGAAGACCAACGAACUCGCACUCUCACGAGAGAUGACGAUUCGAUUGCUUUCUUCCAAUUCCUUCUGGACAACUUGCAGCCCGUGCAACGGUCGGCACUGCUGGCUCGUGACAGCGCUGGCCGGACCCCGUUGCAUUUCGCGGCCGAAUAUGGCAUCCGAGUCGUGUGUGAGAUCAUCAUCGAACAUCUCCAGGCGUGGAAGCUGUUUGAUGUCUCCGAGGGCAUCGAUGGCCCGCAAUGGCAAGACAACGAGGGCUGGGCUCCGUUGCAUCUUAGUGUCAUCGGCGGUCACCCGUUGACAACAGAGGCGUUGUUGAAGGCUGAACACAAUGCCGCCGUUCAUCCUUCCGAGUCGACCAUUCGAAGAUCGUCGUCCAAAUCGUCGGCGGUCCUUGCUUUGGCGACCAAGGCCAAUUUCGUUGAGAUUGUACGUUUGCUAGUCAAGGCAAAUGUCGACAUCAACUACCAGGACGAACAAGGCGAUACGGCGCUUCAUGUGGCUGCUAGGUUCGGCCAUGUGGAAUGCGCAAGGAUAUUGCUUGAAGGCUCGGACUUUCAAAAGGCCAACACGGAGCUCUGUGAAAAGACAUAUGGAUGGACGCCGUUAUUCAUCGCUUCGGUCGACGGACAUCUCCCCAUUGUGGAGCUGUUGAUCGAACAUGGCGCUGACCUUGAACGCGUCGACACUUCUGGGUGGAAUGCCAAAGAACACGCUGCCUUGAGAGGUCAUAUUGCCAUUGCCCAGAAUCUGGCCAGUUAUAUGCCUGAACCGGAAGGUGAAGGGGGCGAUUCUUCGUCCUCGACGUCGACAUCUCCUCCUGACUCGUCGUCUCUCGCAGAACGGACUUCGAAAGUCCAGACCACCACCGCAAUCAGGAUCAGUGAGCCUGUCAAGGAGUUUGGCCAUCGGUACCUGACGGACAAAAGUAUGAUUCUGGUUAGUCUGGGUUCCAUGGAUACCCGUAAAUCAGUUCGGGCCGUCAACCUCGACCGCAUUCCCUUGUCAAGCGCUCACUCGACUCAACUGGAUACUGCCUUGUCGAUUGUGGUCUCGGCCAAGAGCGCGGAAGGCGAUGCCGAAGUGAUCGAUUUGCCGGUCCAAGACAACAUAUCGACCGAACCGAUUGUGUUCCAUGCCGCGGAUCCAUCCAAGGUCAAGUUGCUCUUUGACCUAAUCCCGACGUAUGCCGGGUCCAAGGAGCGCAUCGUGGGUCGAGCAGUGGCAUUGUUGUCAAGCAUCAAGUCCAGCCUUGGCACGAAGCGAAUGCCUCUACAGGGGGAUGUGACGGUGCCUAUUGUUGCGGCCAAUGAUCUUGAGGUUAUUGGGACGGUGACGUUCAAUUUCCUGGUCAUUACGCCUUUCAAACACCCCAACAUGUCGGUGACGGAGAAUCAAACAUACUGGAAGAGCAUGGCGUCAACCAUGGUAAUUGGCCAUCGGGGACUAGGGAAGAAUCUCGCAGCUGGACGACGGUCACUGCAACUGGGCGAAAACACGAUUCAGUCAUUUAUUGCCGCGGCCAAUUUGGGCGCAUCCUAUGUCGAGUUUGACGUGCAAUUGACCAAGGACCACGUGCCAGUCAUCUAUCAUGAUUUUCUGGUCAGCGAGACGGGCAUCGAUGCACCGGUGCACACAUUGACUCUAGAACAAUUCUUGCAUGUCAACGACAUGCGCACGCCUCGACAGUCCCGACCGGCAUCACCGGUGCCGUUUGAAAGUCCCAAGAUUGCCAGCCUCAAGAACGGCGAGGGAAGGGCAUCACGCCUACGGUCCAUGUCGGUUGGAGGAGGCGACGCGGCAGAGACGAUCGACAUGGUGGAAGAACGGAUGAAACAUACGCGGGAUUUCAAGAAAAAGGGGUUCAAGGGCAACACGCGGGGCAACCACAUCCAAGCGCCGUUUGCGACACUCGAAGAAAUGUUCCACAAAUUGCCGCCCAACGUCGGGUUCAACAUUGAAAUGAAGUACCCGAUGCUGUCGGAGAGCGAGGACGAAGAAAUGGACACGUACGCGGUGGAACUGAAUUCGUUUGUCGAUACCGUCCUGACCAAAGUGUAUGACUUGGGCAAAGGGAGAAAUAUUAUUUUCUCGUCCUUCAACCCGGACAUUUGUCUCUUGUUGUCGUUCAAGCAGCCUAGCAUUCCGGUUUUGUUUCUGACGGAUUCCGGGACCGCGCCUGUGGGAGAUAUCCGCGCCACCAGUCUCCAGGAGGCGAUUCGGUUUGCGUCUCGGUGGAAUUUGCUCGGGGUUGUGAGUGCCGCGGAACCGUUUGUCGCUGCGCCGAGAUUGGUCAGGGUCGUGAAGGAAAGUGGGUUGGUCUGUGUCUCUUAUGGUUCGCUCAACAAUGAUCCGGAGAACGUCAAGUUGCAGGUGAGGCAGGGUAUCGAUGCCGUCAUUGUCGAUAAUGUCUUGGCCAUUCGGCGCGGGUUGACCGGUGGAGAUUCGAAGAAGAAGGAUGGAGUGGGCAGUGGGAAUGACAGAAACGGAAGUAGGAAUGGAAAUGAGGGUGGAAGUGGAGAAGAUUUGGCACGUGAGCAUCAGGAGAAGAAGCUGAACGGGAAUGGUCAAGCCACCAGUGACAACGGUGUUGGUGCCCAAGAGUCCAAAGAGGGUUCCACAGAGGGCGGUGCCGGUCAAGUAAAUGGCGUCUUGACUGAUGAGCCUGACGAGUUGAAGUUGGAGCAGGAGUUGCCCGCGAUCAAGGUCGUCAAUGGCGAAACUGAAUCGGCGGUCGUUGACGAUCAUUGAUGAGGAGGCAGAUGCAGAUGCAGUUGCAGAUGCAGUUUCUUCGUCAGCCCGGUGAAGGUGAGAACCACACGGGACCUUCAAGUGGUGAUUGAUUACUACCUAGGUAGAUAUUUAUUUGUCGUACUAGUAACCUGAUCAAGUGAACAGUGCCAACGAAGGUGGUGGUUGGUAUUUUUAUUCCUAUAGGUUGUGUUGUACCUAGUAAGUGUCUACCUACUCUAUCUAGGGAAAGAAUGGAGUGAUAAGCACAGUUUGAACUCGGGCUUGGGAUGAAGCAAUAUUACUAUAGAGAUCAGAUCCAGGCUCAGGUUGAGCAUUAAUCAAUUUUCUUUUUUUUCAUCCUA